AUGCUGUCUGUGCAGGACGCCCUUGACCUUGCGUCGUCCAGCUGCGGCACGAUGGACAUUAUCACGUGCGGGUUCACGCCGUGGGGGCCCGAGUCGUGCCCUAGCCUGGACCAGGUGAUGGCGUCGUCGAGGCCAGCCGCGGCCGCGUCCACGGCGGCGGUGGAGGAGGCCGAGGCGGCGAGGGACGCGGACCCAGAGGAGGAGGAGCGGCUCCGGCGUCAGCGUCGCAAGAUGUUGAACCGGCUGUCGGCGCAGCGGUCGCGCGCGCGGAAGCAGCAGCGGCUGGAGGAGCUCCGGGAGGCGGCGGCGGGGCUCCGCGCCGAGAAGCAGGAGCUGGAGGCCAGGCUGCAGGCCCUGGCGCGGCACGACCUCGCCGUGCGCUGCCAGAACGCGCGCCUCCGCGCCGAGGCCGCCGCGUUCGCGCGCCGCCUCCGCGAGGCGCGCAGGCUCCUCGCGCUCCGCCGGCUCGCGUACGACCUGAUGCCGCAGCAGGCCGCCGGCGGCCGCGGUGCCCCUGCUGGGGCUGGCGUCGCUCAUGACGUAGAACGACUCUCGGGUCCUCGCACUGGUGAAGUUUUGGCACGGACGGACGGACGGACGCGCGCAUGCUACGGUGAACUGGAAACAUGGGGCACACUGAGCCUAGCACGGUGCAUGCAGCUAUCUGCCGCUAGCAAUACUACUACGGCCAGAGGUGGGGCCCGUGUUGACGUGUAA
This is a messenger RNA of Miscanthus lutarioriparius, 717 nucleotides long. The record is from the annotation of a GenBank genome assembly. NCBI's taxonomy places the organism in Eukaryota, Viridiplantae, Streptophyta, Magnoliopsida, Poales, Poaceae.